AUGCGGUUCUCUGUGACAGCCCUUGCGGCCUUGGCUGCUGUCUCCUCCAUUCCCCUUGCAUCCUCGUCCGGUGCCACUCCUCUCCACGAAGCCGGUCGAUGCGCGCUCCGAGGUCAUUGCGGCAAACAAGGGUUCUUUGGCUCCGAUUUGCCCUGUCCUAACAAUGGAAAAGCCACCACUCCCUCGGACGUCGUUCGCGAGAAGUUGGUUGGCCUUUGCGGAGCAAAAUGGGCGGACAUUGAUGUGUGCUGCGAAGAGGAACAAGUCGAUGCCUUGAACAAGAACCUGAAGCUUGCCGAGAGGAUCAUCGCCUCCUGCCCAGCUUGCAAGGAGAACUUCUUCGACAUAUUCUGUACCUUUACCUGCUCCCCAGACCAGUCCUUGUUCGUCAAUGUUACCGCAACCGGCAAGGCUUCCAACGGCAACGAGGUGGUCACGGAACUGGACAAUCUAUGGUCGCAGAACUACCAAAGCGGCUUCUAUGAUAGCUGCAAAGAAGUCAAGAACGGAGCCAGUGGAGGCAAGGCAAUGGCCUUCAUUGGGGGUGGUGCCAAAAAUUAUACCGAGUUCCUCAAGUUUCUGGGUGAUAAGAAGCUCCUGGGGAGUCCAUUCCAGAUCAAUUUCUUGGAACGGCCCAGGUACGAUGACAGCCAGGGCAUGAAGGCGAGUGAUCUUCGAGUCUACGCCUGCAACGACACCGAUCCCCAGUUCCGCUGCAGCUGCGUUGAUUGUCCAGAAGUUUGUCCUACUCUGGAGCCGGUCAGCUCCGCCCAAUACUGCCAUGUCGGGAAAUUGCCGUGUUUGUCGUUCUCCAUAAUCAUCAUCUACUCGAUAUGCUUAUUGCUUCUCAUCACGGCGAUAUCAGGGCAUGUGGCAUAUCGCAGGCACAAACAACGGAAGACCGAAAGACUCCAGCUACUGCAGGAUGCGGCACCGAGCGAUAGCGAGGACGAGGGGGAUCUAGUUCACGAUGCUGGACUGUUGGAAAGACCACAAAGAAACUACUACUUGAAUCAGAUCCUUGAUCGGGCAUUCAACAAAUUGGGCGGGUUCUGCGCUCGCUAUCCAGCGUUAACAAUUGGCACGAAUCUCGUGUUCAUCGGCCUGCUCAGUCUCGGCUGGCUCCGGUUCGAGGUCGAAAGGGACCCGGUACGCCUGUGGGUGAGCCCGACCUCAGAUGCAGCUCAGGAGAAGGCUUUCUUUGAUGCAAACUUUGGUCCUUUCUACAGAACCGAGCAGGCUUUCUUGGUCAAUGACUCCGCUGGGACGAACAGUACCGUAUUGAGCUAUGAGACCCUCGACUGGUGGUUCGACGUUGAGGAUCGCAUCUCACGAAUGAUGACACCUGAAAAUGGGAUCACACUAAAAGACGUAUGUUUCGAACCUACCGGGACUGCAUGUGUGGUCCAAUCCGUCAGUGGUUGGUUCGGAGCCGGAUUGACCAGCGACUGGAAAGAGCAGAUUGAGCUUUGCGCUGGCCACCCGGGAGAUCAGAGAUGCCUGCCAGAAUUCAUGGAUCCGCUGCCGCCUGGCCGCAUUCUGGGCGGUUACGACAGCGUCAACAACAUCGCCAACUCACGAGCAUUGAUCACAACGUGGGUUAUCAACAAUGAUCAGCCCGGUACACAGGCGGAGGCCAGAGCUGAGGAGUGGGAGCGCUCUCUCAAGCAUGAUCUACUAAUCUAUCAAGAAGCUGCCCAAGCUCGAGGUCUGCGGUUGUCCUUCAACACAGAAAUCAGUUUGGAAGAGGAGCUGAACAAAUCGACGAACACAGACGCUAAGAUCGUGGCGAUCAGCUACGUCGUCAUGUUCAUCUAUGCGUCGCUGGCAUUAGGUUCCGCGAGCCUCUCCAUUUCGUCUUUCCUGAGCAACUCUGCGAAUGCUUUUGUGCAAUCCAAGUUCACCCUGGGCGUGGCUGGCAUCCUGAUCGUUUUGAUGUCCGUCUCUGGCUCCGUUGGGCUUUUCUCGGCCGCUGGAGUCAAAGUCACUUUGAUUAUUGCCGAAGUCAUUCCUUUCUUGGUCCUCGCCGUCGGCGUCGACAACAUCUUUCUGAUCGUUCAUGAAUUCGAACGCGUCAACGUCAGCCAUCCUGACGAGGAGAUCGACGAGCGUGUGGCGAAAGCUCUUGGACGAAUGGGCCCCAGCAUUCUCUUGUCGGCAUCGACCGAGACGAUUGCUUUCGCCAUGGGAGCAUUUGUUGGAAUGCCUGCGGUCAAGAAUUUUGCAGCAUAUGCUGCAGGUGCAGUGCUCAUUAAUGCAAUAUUGCAGGUGACAAUGUUUGUCUCAGUCCUGGCGCUCAACCAACGCCGCGUCGAGAGUCUUCGAGCCGAUUGUUUCCCAUUUGUCACAGUCAGGGGAGCCAAUUCGGUCAGUAUGCCUGGCGGUCAUUUCUUCGGCAGCGAUGAGGAGGGCUGGCUGCAGCGGUUCAUUCGCAAGACGUAUGCGCCCGGCUUGCUCGACAAGAAGGUCAAGACCUUCGUCAUGACUUUCUUCGUCACUCUCCUCGCCGCAGGCAUUGCCUUGAUGCCCAAGGUUCAGCUUGGCCUUGACCAAAGAAUUGCAAUCCCGUCCGACUCGUACAUGAUUCAAUAUUUCGAUGACCUGUACGACUACUUUGGAUCCGGUCCGCCAGUCUAUUUUGUCACACGCGAUGUCAACGUGACCGGAAGAGAGCAUCAGCAGCAACUCUGUGGCAGGUUCACCACUUGUGACGAGUAUUCGCUGUCCUACAUCUUGGAACAAGAAUCGAAGCGACCCGACGUGAGCUACAUCGAUGCAGCGACUGCCAGUUGGCUUGACGACUUCUUCUAUUGGCUAAACCCCAUCUCCGAUUGCUGUCAAAACGAGAACGGAGAGACAUGCUUUGGCGAGGGCGAAUGGAACAUCACCCUCAACGGGAUGCCGGAAGGAGAAGAAUUCGUCUACUAUGCCACAAAGUGGCUCCAUGCUCCAACGGACGAGGAUUGUCCCAAUGGUGGACAAGCCGCAUACUCCAACGCUUUGGUUAUUGACAAAAACAAUACGAACACACCGGCCAGCCAUUUCCGGACCUUCCACACGCCUCUACAGGGCCAGGACGACUUCAUCCAGUCAUAUGCUGCGGCCAGAAGAAUAUCGCACGAUAUUUCCAAACGCCACAACAUCGAUGUGUUCCCGUAUAGCAAGCACUACAUCUUCUUCGAUCAGUAUAGCAGCAUCAUUCGCUUGACUGCGACUCUUCUAUGUGUCGCCGUCGCAAUCAUCUUCAUUCUCGGCUCAUUGCUACUCGGCUCAUUGAUGACAGGAGCUGUCGUCGCGGUGACAGUUAUCAUGAUUGUGGUGGACAUCAUUGGCGUUAUGGCGGUGGCCAAUGUAUCUCUCAACGCAGUGUCUCUGGUCAAUCUGGUGAUAUGCGUGGGUAUUGGGGUGGAGUUCUGCGCCCACAUUGCUCGCGCCUUCAUGUUUCCUAGCAAGUCGGUCAUGGAGCGAGCGAGGCAUAAGUUCCGGGGCAAGGAUCUUCGCGCAUGGACUGCACUGGUCAACGUCGGGGGGAGUGUCUUCAGCGGCAUCACAAUUACCAAGCUCCUGGGUGUGGCAGUACUGGCGUUCACCCGGAGCAGAAUCUUUGAGAUUUACUACUUCCGCAUCUGGUUGGCGUUGGUGAUCCUCGCAAGCACACAUGCGUUGAUCUUCCUUCCGGUGGCAUUGAGUUUCUUUGGUGGAGACGGCUACAUUGACCCCGAAAGCGAAGGCGGUCUCGAGGAAGACCUGGCCAGUCGGCGGUACCGAAGUCUCUUGCCAGACGAUGACUACGAUUCGGACGAGUGA
Capronia coronata CBS 617.96 is the source of this 3807-nucleotide messenger RNA. RefSeq lists its product as uncharacterized. The record is from RefSeq and is a predicted model, not a curated record. NCBI's taxonomy places the organism in Eukaryota, Fungi, Ascomycota, Eurotiomycetes, Chaetothyriales, Herpotrichiellaceae. Bases 1 to 3807 code for a protein of 1268 amino acids. Gene Ontology annotation, cellular component: membrane. The transcript is spliced from 2 exons.